Molecule: messenger RNA, 2233 nt
Organism: Ricinus communis (castor bean)
Lineage: Eukaryota; Viridiplantae; Streptophyta; Magnoliopsida; Malpighiales; Euphorbiaceae
Product: transcription factor TCP9
Exons: 1
Coding region: 427-1452 (341 amino acids)
Cellular component (GO): nucleus
Molecular function (GO): sequence-specific DNA binding; DNA-binding transcription factor activity
Source: RefSeq, a predicted model, not a curated record
UUUCUUUUGCCUGUGAAUAUUAUAUGAGUCCAGGUUGCAAAAAGAAAUUGGAAAAAGGAAAAAGAAAAAGAAUAACUGUAACUAAUUUUGGUCAGUGGAGCCAUCAGCAUUCACCACCACAACAUUGACCCCACAGAACAGAUAGGCACAUAAUCCUGCGGAUUGGGUCCACCACGUGUCAUCAUCCCGUCUAUCCAACUCCGUUCGUGUGAUAGGCAAAUAACCGUAGAUUUCCCGCAUCCAAACUAUUACGCCCUUCACUGUUCUCAAAUCACAGUAUAUAAAUAAGCAGUUUAUCCCCUCCUUUUCACCGUCUUAUUACUCACCACUACUUGCAUACCUCCUUCCCCUUCCUUCUUCUUUUAAAACACCUUUCUAUACAUAUAUAUCUAUCUAUUAUUAUUUUGUUUUGUUUUGUUUUUGAUCAUGGCAACCUUCCAUAAAAAGGAACUCGAUGAAGAUGAUGACAGAAACAACAACGCCGCUUCACCUACAAAGUCGGUUACUCCAAAGGAAGAGCCUGAAUUAGAGGACGCAUCACCUGCUCCAUUAGGAGUCAUGCCGGUCGCCGUCCACGUCCCGGCAGCCAUCAGGAUGCCGUUAACUACGGUUCCACCGAAAAGAGCGUCCACUAAAGACCGACACACGAAAGUAGAGGGCAGGGGCAGAAGGAUCCGAAUGCCGGCAACAUGUGCUGCUAGGAUCUUUCAACUCACAAGAGAACUUGGUCAUAAAUCAGAUGGAGAGACCAUUAGGUGGCUACUUGAACACGCAGAGCCAGCGAUAAUCGCGGCCACCGGUACCGGUACUGUUCCUGCUAUUGCCAUGUCAGUUAAUGGGACCCUUAAAAUCCCUACAACCUCCAACACAAGCUCCGAACCAAACGAUCCUAAUUCAGUUAAAAAGAAGCGUAAACGACCUGCUAAUAGCGAGUACAUUGACAUAACCGACACCGUUUCAGUCUCUGCACCUCUCGCUCCUAUAACAACACAGCAACCUCAAGCGGUGGCUGUACCGCAACAAGCAGUAGUUCCUCAGGGUUUAGUUCCUAUGUGGGCCAUACCAUCGAACGCUGUCGUUCCGGGUGCUUUUUUCAUGGUGCCACCUAUGGCUGCAGCUGGACCUUCAAAUCAGCCUCAAAUAUUCGCGUUUCAAGCUGCAGCUACGCCUCUAGUUAAUAUUUCAGCGAGGCCAAUAUCGUCUUUCGUGUCGUCCAUGCAACAAGCUGCUAAUAUAGCAGUUGCUGUGCCUGUUUCGGGCUCAAGUGCUGUUUCAACUUCUAAACCUGCAAAAGCCACGUCAGUUAUGGCGCCAACUUCAAGUUCUGCUCCUAUUAGUUCUAAUACCACCACUAGUACAACAACAACAACAACACAGAUGCUUAGAGACUUUUCCUUGGAGAUUUACGAUAAACAAGAGCUCCAGUUUAUGACUCGAUCUUCGAAGCAUUAACUCGCUCUUGCCUCUUUUUAUUCAUUGGUGACUUGUUAUUAAUCCUUUGGUGUAUGUAUCCGCCAUUAACAAGUUCAUUUUGAGCUCGAAAUUUUGCCUUGGUAAAUGUGCGGAAGAUAGCAGCACGUGCUCACGUGAGGGCUGGAAAUUUGAAGGUGUGCACGUGUGAAGUGGGGACGGAUUAGGCGGACGGAGAGCGGGUCCCACCAUUUGUGGUGGGUCAAAAUUCAGACCAUAUAUUGCAAAGGUAGACUCGGCUCCGUGGACCGUGCAAAUGCAAAAAAGAGUAGAAAUUUUUCAAAAAAAGGGUGGGGCAGCCACAUCGCUCUGUCAUGUGAUGGGGCGCGGGCCCCAAAGUUAAAGUGGGGACCCAGGGGGACCGUCUUUGGGGGCAUUGUUUCCAAGGCAGCCGCGUGGUGGUCCCUAUCGGGUUGGUUCGGUGGUCCGAUCAAAGAGCAGAUCAGUCGGCUGGAGAUGGGGACACGUGUACGGUGCUUAAUUGUAUAAGGUGGGGUCGUCCCUUUCGUGAUCUGACACGUGGGGUCCUUGUUCUUUUUGACAUUGAGUGGGGCUUAGCUUUACUUGCUUUGUUAAAAGAAAACGUGAGCUUGAUGUUGGCAUCGGAUGCCAAAUCUUUACUUGGUUUCUAAUACUUGAGUGGGGGGGUUGCAAACGAAUGUAAAUGCACCCUGGAACAUGCUAAAGUUUUCCUCCUCACUUGAGUUUUCAUUAGUCAAUUAAAUCUCAAUAUCUCCUCUCAAUUAACAUUAUCUUUGCUUAA